GGGGCUGGAGGUGAACCAACCAGCCACCCACCCAUCCUCUCCACUCACUCUCCCACGGAUACGCGACUCCCACGGAAGCAGGUCGCUCCCUCACCAUGAGCCGCAUCCUCCCGGCGCUGCUGCUGGACGUGUUGCUGCGUGGACUCGUCAUCUAUGCGGUACUCGGCGGCUCUUCCUCCAGCGGCGGGCUGCCCGAUGCUGCAGCCGUAGCAGAUCCCUGUCUCAUUGUGAUGCCGCCAUGCAUGGGCGAGGCCGACCGCUUCAGUCUGGAGGCGCUGCGGCACAUCCACAAGCAGCUGGACGACGACAACGACGGAGGGAUAGAGGUCAACGAGAGUUUGGAGUUUAUAAUAGAGGACAUGAAGCAGCAGCAGACCAACAAGCACAGCAACCUGCACCGUGAAGACCAGAGCAUCACAGUGGAGGAGCUGUGGAAGAGCUGGAAGACGUCUGAAGUCCACAACUGGACGAUCGAGGACGCGGUGCAGUGGCUGAAGGAGGCGGUGGAGCUGCCGCAGUACGAGAAGAACUUCCGGGACUUCCGGGUCUCGGGGAACACUUUACCUCGAAUAGCAGCAAAUGAACCGUCGUUUAUGUCGAUGCAGCUGAAGAUAUUAGACCAGCGGCAUAAACAGAAACUAAACCUCAAGGCCCUGGACGCGGUGCUGUUUGGUCCUCCGCUCCGUCCACAACAUAACUGGAUGAAAGACUUCGUCCUGAUGGUUUCCAUAGUGAUCGGUGUGGGGGGCUGCUGGUUUGCCUACGUGCAAAACAAGUCCAGCAAGGUGCACAUCUCUCAGAUGAUGAAGGAUCUGGAAAGCCUGCAGCACGCCGAGCAAAGCCUCCUAGACCUGCAGAGUCGACUGGAGAAAGCUCAGGAGGAGAACCGCACGGUGGCGGUGGAGAAGCAGAACCUGGAGCAGAAAAUGAGGGACGAGAUCAACGGGGCAAAGAAGGAGGCUUAUCGGCUCCGGGAGCUGAGAGAAGGAGCUGAGUGUGAGCUGAGCCGCCUGAAGUACGCCGAGGAGGAACUCGUACAGGUGCGAAAGGCCCUGAGGAGAGCGGAGAAGGAGAUGCAGUCGGAGCGCUCGGUGCCAGAAGCUCUUCAGAAGUGGCUGCAGCUCACACACGAGGUGGAGGUUCAGUACUACAACAUCAAGAAGCAGAACGCUGAGCUUCAGUUAACCGUCGCCAAAGAAGAGGCAGAGAAAAUCAAAAAGAAGAGAAGUUCUGUGUUUGGAACUCUUCACGUAGCCCACAGUUCAUCACUGGACGAGGUGGACCACAAGAUACUAGAGGCAAAGAAAGCCCUGUCGGAGGUGACGGCGUGCCUGAGGGAGCGGCUGCACCGCUGGCAGCAGAUCGAGAAGCUCUGCAGCUUCCCUGUGGUCAGUAACUCGGGGCUGCCGAGCCUGACGGCCAGCCUCUACUCAGACCACAGCUGGGUGGUCAUGCCCCGAGUCUCGGUGCCUCCCUACCCCAUCGCGGGAGGAGUGGACGACCUGGACGAGGACACGCCUCCCAUCCAUCCUCAGUUCUCCACGGCCACGUUGAUCCGUCCAUCGCUGACACGCAACAGCAGCAUGUGCCGCUCCCGCCGCAGCCUGAUGAACUCCCCCCAGUCCACGCUGAUGUCGCCGGACCCCGACCUGCUGUCCAUGGCCAGCUCGUCCCUCUCCUAUCACCCCGAGGCCGACGAGGAACAUAUUGUGUUCAGCUCGGAUAGGAGGGGGGAACCGACGCAGGAGGGCGGCUCCGACACAGACUCCCUCAGCUCGUCCAUGGGCCGGAAGCCGCCGCACAACCCCUGCACGCCCGGCUCGGAGACCCCGUACCGCAAGAUCUCCCGCGAGGAGCUGCUGCUGUACAGCCACAGUCCGGAGCUGGCGGCGUGCACCCCCCACACCAGCAGCAGCAGCAGCAGCAGCAGCCUCAGGGACUCCACGCCUCCCCCUCUCCCCCCGACCCCGGCCACCACCCCGUCCGGGCCGCCGUCCACCUCGCCCUCCCCGGCCAUGGAGCACCACCCGUUUGCACACAGAGGCUCUCCGGACCUCACCCGCAUCCUGCCCGAGUCCCAGAGCAUGACCUUCACGCCGGGGGGCGUGUCCUCGCCCACGGGGAAGGGCGUGUACAACGGCAUCCUGGAGAAGUCCUACAGCUACGGGCAGCUGCCGGCCAGCAUGCUGCCCAACGUGGGGGGGCGCAACCCGUCUGUGACCUCCCUGGACUCGGAGGGCCGGAGCGUGGGGCGGGAGCACAAGCUCCAGAGCAACUCCUCCCAGGACUCCAGCGACAAUGGAGAGAGAAUCAAGCGCUCCUCGUCCAAAAUCAAAAGCCUAUUUAAGAAGAAAAAAUAAAACUUAAGAGAGCGAAAGAGAGAAAUAGGAUUAGUUGUUUUAGCCUGAAUACUAAUAAAAAGGACAUCACUAUAAGCUAAAACAUUUCAUUUUUCUCUCCUAAGUUAUUUUGUUAUCAAAGAUGGAAUGUAGCUCAGGCUGGACGCCUUCAAACACUCCAGACUGGUCGCCUUAUUUUUUAAGUUCACUCAGCCUCGCGGGGAAACCUGCAGAGGUCACGGAAAGGUCAAUCAGACGCCACCCACGACCUGGUCGCUGUCUUCUCUUAAUGUUACUUUGCUUUUCAACCCCAAAAAAGCCACUUUGAGUAACGGUACCGUGUCAAACGUAGUGUUUCACUGUCGAUGUCUUGUAGAGAAUCAUAUCCGCUGUUUAAAUCGCACUUUGAAAAGCGACAGCAACACGUGAACAACACCCAGAAAAAAAAAAGGUCCUAUAGUAGAUUGGGGAUAAUGUAUCGUCUUUUCUCAAGUGUCCUAAUUUACGACGGAGUAUCAGGGCCAAUUAUAGGGAAAAUAAAUCAGAGAUAACAAGAUUAACUUUGGGACAUGUUUAACUUAAAUAAAAAAAUAAUUCAUCUCAACUUCACCCCUUGUAGACAAAUGUUGCGAAUUUGCUGAUGGUGCAAAUACUACACAUACCAUGAAGGUAUUGGUAGUACUCUGCCGCCAUCUAGUGGUCGGAGUGGAGAAUACAUACUAGCCCCUUGGUACUGUGCAGCAAAGUUAUUUUGAGAUAUUAAGCUGUAUUUGAAAUACUGUGAUGAUGGAACAGCAAUGAUUGUACAGAAACAUAUGUUGUUAUUCAAUUUCAAGCAAAAGCAGCAUCAAUAUAAUAAUCUACAUACCAGAGAAUGGAAAUUACGUUUAUGCCCCAUUAUGCCUAAUGUCGCUAUUUGCCUCAAACCUAAAUUUUAUAUUUAUUGUAUAUGGUAUAUUGAAAUUAACAAUCUCCACUUAAUUUAGAAUCUGUAUGACAGCCAAAAACACAAAUAAUAUUUUUUUUAUAUAAUUGGAAAUUAAUUCAGGCAAUAAGGGGUUACCAGGAGUUUUAAAAUGUGGUGCAGACUUGCCGUCGAUAAAAGUUCUCGAGAACCACAACAAAAGAUCUUAAUCAAGUGCGACUUUUAUCUCUAAUAUUUAUUUUCUGUAUCAUGGCCCUAAUACUCAGUCGUCCUAAUCACCCCCCCCCCUUCCUGUUGAAAUUAUGAAUUGCAUCUUAAACAGUCUUCAAGAGCUAAACUCCUGUCCUUGAUGAAUUUUCCUUUUGAAAAAGAAAACCCUGCUCAAAACUUUAUUGCACUACUGCUUUCCUGGUCCUCUGGGGAAGAGCCACUGCUGGCGGAGAACAUAUUGAGUAAAGAUCCAGAGACGAGGGGAGCACAUGGGCGGCGGUGGUGAAACUGCAGCGUGUAAUGCCAGAGCCACGAUUAUCUGAUGCAUCUUUACUGUCGCCGUUCAUUAUCCUCUCAAAUAUAUAAAUAAAUCUCUAUAUAUAUAUAUAAACGUAUACCUUGUUUACGCAUUACUAGGUUUAGAUUGGUGGGGUCCCUUUGAACUGAAGAAAGUCGAACGAAUAUGCAGAUCUAACCAGUCGUGUCCCCUGUCCUCUAGCUCCGCCUCUUUACUUGACAAACUGCAUUCUGUAGCCAUUCACCGUUUCCAUGUCUCGUCUUAAAACUCUUCAAAUCUAAAAAAACGCUUGAUGUCACGACCGGAUGUCUGUGUGCGAUUCAUUCUGUUUCCGAGUGCCAUAGGAAGGAUGUGAGAUGAUGUAAUAUUGAAAAAAAAUAAUACUUUUCUGUAACUGUCUCGACUGUGGGGGUGUGGCCUCUACCGUCUGUGUUCCAGGCCUUUUUUUUUUAAGGACAAACAGUGAAGGAUUAUCUGUUUGAGCUAAGGGACGUUUUUUCAUCCACAUCCGAUCAAAACAUUGAGACUCCUCCCCCCCGCUCACACUAAGCUCGAAGCCAACCCACGCAAUACGGCCCCGCCCCUCACCGCCGGGCCUGCACCGAGCGCACUGAUGUCAACCCGUCCAGCUUCACACUGUGAUUUCUGCCUUCAUCCCGGACGCCGGCAGAGACGUGAUGACAGGUCA
Messenger RNA from Limanda limanda (common dab), 4460 nucleotides. It is a transcript of the gene stim2b, whose product is annotated as stromal interaction molecule 2b. Gene Ontology annotation, biological process: intracellular calcium ion homeostasis; store-operated calcium entry; activation of store-operated calcium channel activity. Lineage: Eukaryota; Metazoa; Chordata; Actinopteri; Pleuronectiformes; Pleuronectidae. Gene Ontology annotation, molecular function: calcium ion binding; protein binding; calcium channel regulator activity. Gene Ontology annotation, cellular component: endoplasmic reticulum; plasma membrane. The record is from RefSeq and is a predicted model, not a curated record. The coding region runs from base 96 to 2360 and encodes 754 amino acids. The transcript is spliced from 12 exons.